UCGUUCAGAGAAGAGGACGUGGUGUGAGGCGCUCUGUGUUUACUGUUGAAUAUUAAAGUGUGCGGAUUAAGUGUAAUAGUGGACUUCACACACGAGAUUGAAUUUAAAUCACACCUAACAAUACUCAGGAACCAUCACUGGAGGAUCAACUUCAGUACAAGACAGCAACAGGAAGCUCUCAACCGCGCCCUCUCACCGGCACCUGAGGAUACCAGCCUUGCGAUUGGUCCAUUACUCAUGACGUCAUCUUUCCAGUUACUCUCAUUGGCUCCAUAUUUUUGACGUCACGGAAGAAGGCAGAGUGAAUGGUAGCCGCAGGAUUCCAUUAUAUUCCACAAACAUGACAUUAAAACUUUUUGAGUGAUAAUAGUGAUAAUGUAAGAUCUUCAUUUACUUCAGUGUUACUAAAGAUUGAUGGAAAAAUAUAAAUAAAAACCUUAAGGUACAGCGAGGUGGGCGGAGCAAGUGGGGCGGCCAAGGAGACGGGCUAUACCUCACAACGAGUCAGGUCUCAGGCGAAGGAUCAGUCGAGACGCAACUGGCGUACAGUGAGGUUGUGUGAGGGUCGGCUCUUGGCCUCAUCUCGCAUGCUGUGAAUGACUGUGUAACAUGCGAAGUCGUUUUAAAGUGACACUGGUUAUAAAGAAACCCAACAAAAUGGCAAAUAAGCUGGUGUUCUGGCUAACAAUGACAUUCCUUCUGGGAUUGUCAAAAAGCUUCGAAUAUUCCGAUUUGGUGGCUAUGAACAAGACAUGCGCGCCCAGAGACACGUGCAGGAGUGGCAAGGGUCCCCGUAUGGGCGACUCAAGUGACUGGAAGGAUAGGAACUGUUUUUGUGAUGAUCUUUGUGCAGAGUAUGGUGACUGUUGUCUCGACGCCAGUGCAUACAGUGCUGAGGAGCAAACAGCAAACCGAGACAGUUAUAAGUGUGUACACCUGAAGCAGUUCGGUCAUCUAUACAUGCAGGGAACGUGCAUGUCGAGCUGGGAGGAUCUGGAGAUUGCUAUGUUAUGUUCCAGUGGCACCCCCGACGCCUACUCUGAUCGUAGUGACCCCUUGGCUGACCUCCCAGUAACUAGCCUCGGCUCGUCCAUCACCUACACCAACUUCUACUGCGCUGUCUGUAACAACGAUUCCACUAACUUGGAGAUGUGGAAGCCUCACCUGGAGUGCCCAACCUUAACCAGCUAUGAAAACCGCUUCAGAAACCUGACGAAGGAAUACGUCAUCUCCAACUUGGUCUUCAAUGACAGGAACUGGGGUCUUUACAUCGAUGAUAAUGGCGUUCAAGUUUUCCAUACAUGUUUAAUCGACCCAAUGAUGCCAGAGACGGUGUCCCACUUGGUGAGAAGCUGCAAAAAGACAACAAAUGCAUGCGCUUCUAACUGGACAGAUACAGAAGUGGAGAAUCUUUGUCAUUCAUACACGGCCGUAGUAUACAAGUUCGACCAAGCUUACAGAAACCCCCACUGUGCAAAAUGUAACUAUUUAUUCCCAGAGAACACCAUCUGUCUUCAUCUAUUAACCACCAGAUUUUUCUUCGGCAAUGAGUUUACUCGCGGUGCCUUUUCCAUGUUGUUCGACUUUACGGACAGUAGUGGAAGCAACGUGGUCGGCUCUACAUCAACUUGCAGGACGGGAGAGGUGUGGGACCCGUUCUUCAAAAAGUGCAGGAAUGUGGUAUGUGGGAAGGACAACCAGGAGUACAGGUUCGGCCGAUGUGUUGACUUAGGUGUCACCAGCAGUCCAGCAGGUAUCGAGGAGUCGACUUCGUCAACCACAGCCGUUUCUACUAAAGCAACAUCUGUCAUUACUACUACUACAUCAGUGGUGAUCACAGAGGACCUAGGAGACAAGAAGGAAGACAUGAGUGUUGCUCCCGAGGGCACAACACUGGAGCCCGCUGAAACUGGCACAGUAACCCCAGUACCUGUAACUACCACUGCUACUACAGGGUCUACUCAUUCCUCAAAUUCAAGCACCGAGAAAUCCAAAACUCUGACUUGUGAACGAUUCCUCCUGCCUGCCGAUGAGUUUACCAUGAGUGCCAACGGUACUGUGGUGGUUGAGAAGUAUCGUCGCACCUACCAGGCUCAUGAAUACGAGCGUACAGAAGGCGGAAUUCUUAUAUGCAUUAUCCAACCAGAGACCGACAAAUUCUCUCGUCUGAUGGGCUGGGUGUCACUGGCUGGUCUGGGCCUCUCUUGCAUCUGUCUCCUGUUACAUUUAAUUGCUUUCCUUAUAGUACCUGACCUAAGGAACCUAUCGGGAAAGAAUCUGGCGUCCCUUUGCCUGGUUCUCUUGGCUGCCUACACCACCUUCAUACUGAGUGUGUUUGGGGAAGCAGGCAAGCGCGAGUGUUUCAUCCUGGCUGCUGCUAUGUACUACUUCUUCCUCUCCUCCUUCUGCUGGAUGAAUGUUAUGGCGUUUGAUAUCUGGCGGACAUUGAAACUGGCGACGUCAGAGCUUCGAGUAACUGCAGGUGGACAGUGGACCAAGUUUAUCACCUAUUCCGUAUAUGGGUGGAUACUCCCCGCUGCUGCUCUCGCGGUUCUGGUGACCCUUGACCUCGUGCGACCUGACGGUAUGCCCCCACAGUACUUCCCCACCCUCGGGGAACGUUGGUGCUGGUUCGGACAACGAAAAGCUCUUCUAGUAUUCUUUGCAGCGCCAUUAACAACAAUAAUGUUGAUCAACAUCAUCUUCUUCAUCUGUUCUGCUCGCAUUAUUGCCGAGACGACGCAGUCAACAGCAAAGAUGACGUCAUGUUCACCACACCAGAACCAGUUCAAGCUAUACAUGCGUCUGGCGUUGUUGAUGGGCCUGACGUGGAUCAGCGGCAUAGUCGCUGGCUAUCUGCAGCUCGAGCCCAUCUGGUACAUAUUCGUACUGCUCAACACCUUGCAAGGCGUCUUCAUCUUCCUCGCAUUCACCUGUACGCGCAAGGUGUGGCGCGUGGCGGCAAGUGGGUGCUGGAGGCGGGUGGUGCUGGCCCGCCGUGGCGCCCACUGGGUGGCCCGGAGUCCCUCCUCCAGCAGACAAGGAUUGGAAUCUCGAGACUCGCACGAGUCUCAGCUCUCACAAGCUUCCCAUUCCUCCGUGACGCACCUAAACUCCCGCACUUCCGUGGACGCCUUCUAGUGCUACUCCACCAGGGAGGCUGGUUCACUACUGUAUAGCUUUACGAUGUUUCCGGCACUUGCACUUCCAUUAAGUACUGUACUUGAUGCACACGAUGCCGCCUUGAACUAAGUCACUUCGGAGCUUGUGCGAUGUUUACGCUGAAAGUUUGAUGUGACAAGGAAUGUGCUGUACUGGUUAUAAGCAACCGUUGGUACAGACAACUCAUGAAUAUUUAGAGUGCUCCGUGAGAAGACAAUACUCUUUGUGAACUAAUUACUGUUGAUAUAUAUGCAAUUCUGUAUGAAGGAUUUGAUAAUAUAUGGCUGUCUGUUUGUAUAUACAGUAUAUGUGAUAGUGAAAAUCCACGUCACCCUCACGUGCGUGUUCUAUGCUAGUCGGAUGUGUUCUUCCUAGUUAUGUAAGGGUUCAACAUAAACAUCUACAGUGAUAACAUUUAAAUUCAAUUCUUACUAACCUAUCAAUUUAUCCAUGUCACUCCUGUAUUAACUUUGUCUUGAUAGGGAAAAAUAAAAGUGCCACAGAUAUUAGAUUAUUAUGCCUUGUUAUUUGUAUUUUCAUAUAUAUAUAAUUAAGAAUUGUUAUUGAGAAUUGGCUUUUACGAGUGAAUUAUUUGGUAUAUUUAUGUGUUUAAACUAAAUACUCUUGUAAUGAAUUCGCCUCAGUGAAUAUAUUUGUUGCAGUAAGUAAUCUAAAAUGUCCUUGUAACUUGUCUCUAAUCUUGUAAACAACUUUGAACUCUUGCUAAUUGUACAGUAGGUAACAUGGAUAUUAUCGUGUUUAUAUGAACCAAAGGAGUUGUAGUGGUGAAAGAUGUUUCUUCCCCACAUGUGUACAUAACUUAUUGAAAAUAUUAAACUGUCAAGUAUUCUCCUCCGACAGUUAUAAUGUUAAGCACCAUAUAUUGUUCUCGGACACUAUAAAUAUUCUUCUGUUCCUUUUAGCAUUAAAUUGAUCAUAACUUAAGCUAUACAGAGUUUGGGGCUAUAUUCACUAUAUUAAUAAUGAAGGUCUGUAAUGCUGUACUGAGUGUCUGUAAUAAUGAAUGUCGGUAAUGCUGUACUGAGUUUCUUUAAUAAUGAAUGUUUGAAAUGCUGUACUGAGUGUCUGUAAUGCUGUACUGAUUGUCUGUUAUAAUGAAUGACUGUAAUACUGUACUGAGUGUCUGUAAUAAUGAAUGUCUGUAAUGCUGUACUGAGUGUCUGUAAUAAUAUAUGUCUGUAAUACUGUACUGAGUGUCUGUAAUGUGUGUCUGUAAUACUGUACUGAGUGUCUGUAAUGUAUGUCUGUAAUACUGUACUGAGUGUCUGUAAUAAUGAAUGUCUGUAAUACUCAUUCUGUUAUGUCUCAGAGUCGAGGACAUAUUUACCAUAGGAAUCAACGUCACUUAGCUCAAUAUAACCUUCUGUAAAGAUACAUUUUGCUCAUUUAUUAGGCCUUAUCAUCCACAGUUCCCUAACAUGGGGGACACACGAGGUAUGUUAUGAGAAGUCGACCUUACUAUGGUCUGUAAGGUCGUGUAGUCACAAAGUGUAUUUUUCUGUGUAAAUAUAUCAUAUGUAUAUAUAUCGCAUAUAUGUCUGCAUAUCAAUAAAUAGAAAGGAAUUUAA
This is a messenger RNA of Homarus americanus (American lobster), 4751 nucleotides long. RefSeq lists its product as uncharacterized. Gene Ontology annotation, cellular component: membrane. The transcript is spliced from 3 exons. Gene Ontology annotation, molecular function: G protein-coupled receptor activity. The record is from RefSeq and is a predicted model, not a curated record. Gene Ontology annotation, biological process: G protein-coupled receptor signaling pathway; cell surface receptor signaling pathway. The coding region runs from base 610 to 3141 and encodes 843 amino acids. NCBI's taxonomy places the organism in Eukaryota, Metazoa, Arthropoda, Malacostraca, Decapoda, Nephropidae.